Messenger RNA from Triticum dicoccoides, 1182 nucleotides. RefSeq lists its product as uncharacterized. The record is from RefSeq and is a predicted model, not a curated record. NCBI's taxonomy places the organism in Eukaryota, Viridiplantae, Streptophyta, Magnoliopsida, Poales, Poaceae. The transcript is spliced from 4 exons. The annotation marks the transcript as partial.
AAGUUCACCCCCGAGUGGCUGGAGAAGACGACCGAGUUCGUGGAGCGCGCCUUCCGCAUCCUCCCGCCGGGGCACCAGGCCGUGCUGUGCCCCUGCGCUCGCUGCCAGUUCAGGCUGUACAGACGGAAGGACGAGAUUCAGCUGCAUCUGUUCAAGAACGGGUUCGCGCCAGGGUACACGGUGUGGGUGUACCACGGCGAGCGCCACAAACCCGAGCCUGCUAAGCCCAAGCCGUCCGACGACCACCCCGGAGAGAAUGGCGGUCUCGACGGGAAGAAGGAUGGCGCCGGCGGUGGCGAGCAAGUGUCCAAGCCGCAGGGGACCAAGAAGUGGGCGUGUGCAAGAGGCAAGCUACCAAAGAAGGAUCAAAAGUGGGCGCGGGCUGCGGCGCAGGGAGAGGGAGGCCCGGCGAGGACGGCGGAGGACCGCAGCUGGAUGUACACGGGGCGCCUGAGCAGGCAGUCCAUCACCCCCGAGUGGGCGGAGAAGACGACCGAGUUUGUGGAGCGCGCCUUCCGCGGCGUCCCGCCGGACUUCGGCAUGCUGUGCCCCUGCGCGCGCUGCCGCAACCGCAACUGGAUACCGAGGACCAAGUUCGACAUGACGAUGGAUCUGGGCAGGAACGGGUUCAUGCCAGGGUACACGGUGUGGGUGCACCACGGCGAGGGCCACAACCCCCAGCCUGCCAAGCCGUCCGACGACCACGGGAAGAGGGAUGGUGGCGCCGGCGGUGGCGAGCAAGUCUCGAAGCCGCAGGAGACUAAGGAGUGGGAGAUUUCCCAUCUUGAGGCGUAUGCAAGAGGCCGUCUACCAAAGGGGACUGAUCAAAUGGAGUGGACCUACCAGAAAUACCUGUGGGAGCAAAAGAAAGCCAAGCUGCAACAGCAACAGCAACAGAGUGAACCAAAGGCAAAGAGGCUGCUCACGUUUGCUGAAGAGGAAGGGAACAAUGUCAGCGUUCCGGAUCCUGAUGAACCAGCGACAACAGCUGAUGGCCCUGUAGCUAAUCCGGCAACGACAGCUGAUGGAGUUCAGAUCCCAGCUGGACCGACGGCUCGUCCCAAGCGCAAGGCAGGCCCGCCCGGGUGGCAUUCAGGUUCAGACUGGGUCAAUUGACCCAUGUAACGGCUACCUAGUUUAAAUAGCCCCCAUGACCUACUGAUGUACUUGGCGGAUAAGAAA